Molecule: messenger RNA, 306 nt
Organism: Rhodotorula toruloides NP11
Lineage: Eukaryota; Fungi; Basidiomycota; Microbotryomycetes; Sporidiobolales; Sporidiobolaceae
Product: mitochondrial ATPase inhibitor, IATP
Exons: 3
Coding region: 1-306 (101 amino acids)
Biological process (GO): negative regulation of ATP-dependent activity
Cellular component (GO): mitochondrion
Molecular function (GO): ATPase inhibitor activity
Source: RefSeq, a predicted model, not a curated record
AUGCUCACCACCAUGCUCACGACCGCCACCCGCGCACCCACCGCCCGCAUCGCCCUCGCAACCCGCGCGUUCUCCGUCUCUGCUCACAUCCGCUCGGAAGGCAUGCCCUCGGGCCACAGCCAGUCGUCGUUCAACAAGCGCGAGAAGGCGCAGGAGGAGGCUUACGUGAGGGAUGCGGAACGCGAGAAGCUCAAGGCGCUGCGCAAGUCGAUCGAGGCGUCCAAGGCGCACCUCGAGGAGCUCGAGUCGCAGCACAAGGACCUCGAGGCGUCGAUCAAGAGUGGAGAGAAGGCCGCGCCGCAGUGA